CCUGCAGCCCUGACGUCACUACAAGAUACAACUCCCUGCAGCCCUGACGUCACUACAAGAUACAACUCCCUGCAGCCCUGACGUCACUACAAGAUACAACUCCCUGCAGGGACAGCAGUGAUUCCCAGUAAAGGGCAAGUCUGCCUGCAGAUACAGAGAGGAUCUCCGGCUGGAACAUGGGUUGUGGCCCCGGGAUGCCCGGGGGGGCCCUGUGGCCCCUGUUGCUGUGUGUGAGUUGGCUCCAUUGGCUCCAUGCCGGGGCAGAUAUGUACAGCUCUAUGGCGAGUAUCCAGCAGGCUGUGGGCAUGGAGGGGGCCCUCCUGCAGCACCUGGGGCAGUACCUCCAGCAGGAAACCCAACGGCUCAGCGACCUGAGAAGGUUCUAUGAGAAGGUCCAGGCCUCCCACCAAGCCGGCGGCCCCCCCGUACAAGACCCCAUUCUCGCUUACACCCUAUUGAAGCGGCUGCAGUCAGAGUGGAUGAACGUGGUUCACAGUUCGGAAGCCAAUGAAAAUAUCCAAGCGCUGAAGGAGGGGUACGAGAAGGUGAAGCAGGACCUCCCCGCGCCUGAGGAUGUGGAAGGGGCGGCCAAGGCUCUGAUGAGGUUACAAGAUGUCUACUCGCUGAAUGUGAAUGGCCUGGCCAGGGGGAUGUUCCAAAGGUCCAGCAGCUCGGACACCAAGCUCUUGUAUAACCCCCCGCACCUCUCCAUCAUGUCUGCGGAUGACUGUUUCCACAUAGGCAAGGUGGCCUAUGACAUGGAGGAUUAUUACCACUCCAUCCCGUGGUUGGAAGAAGCCGUCAGCCGUUUCCGCGGUUCUUAUGGGAAUUGGAGGACAGAGGACGAGGGCAGUUUGGAGGAAGCGCUGGAUUACUUGGCCUUUUCUUAUUACAAGGCAGGAAACAUCUCCCAUGCUUUGGAUCUCUCCAGGGAGUGCCUACUCUAUGAUCCAGACAACGGCAGGCUGGCGCGGAACAUCGCCAAGUACGAGCAGAUAUUGUACGAGAGUCCGACUGCCGACGCCGACGCGGAAGAGAUGAAACUGCAGAGACCCAACGUCACCCACCUGAAGACCAGGGACCUGUAUGAAGGAUUAUGCCAGACACUGGGAUCCCAGCCCACAAGCUACGAAGACCCCCACAUGUCGUGCAUGUACGACACCAACAGCCACCCUUACCUGCUCCUCCAGCCAAUGAAGAAAGAGAUAGUGAGUCUCCGCCCACAGGUAGUUCUGUACCACGACUUCGUCAGUGACCUGGAGGCUGAGAAGAUAAAGGAGCUGGCAUCUCCCUGGUUACACAGAUCGGUAGUGGCCUCGGGGGAGAAGCAGGCGGAGGCUGAAUAUCGAAUAAGCAAAAGCGCCUGGCUGAAGGACACCAUCCACCCCUUUGUCCAGAAUCUGGACACUCGGAUCUCGGCCGUGACUGGUCUAAAUGCCCAUCCCCCGUACGCCGAGUACCUACAGGUGGUCAACUAUGGAAUCGGGGGUCACUAUGAGCCUCACUUCGACCAUGCCACGUCCAGAAAAAGUCCCCUGUACAGAACCAACACCGGGAACAGAUUAGCGACGUUCAUGAUCUAUCUCAGCCAUGUCGAUCUGGGGGGAUCCACCGCGUUUGUCUUUGCCAAUUUCAGCUCCCCUGUGGUUAAGAACGCUGCUGUUUUCUGGUGGAACCUGCACAGGAACGGGCUGGGCGACGAAGAUACCCUCCAUGCUGGGUGCCCCGUGAUAAUCGGCAGCAAGUGGGUUGCCAAUAAAUGGAUCCAUGAGUUUGGGCAGGAAUUCCACCGGCCGUGUGGGCGGAGCCCAGAAGACUGAAGGAUCUAGAGAGGGUGACUCUAUUGCCAGUCACACAAGUCAUGGCACGAGCAGAAUAAUAUGGAUCUGUUACAGAGUUGGAGAGAGGGAUGCUGGUGAGAAACAUCAUCUGAGGAACGAGAAUCUGGAGAUAAACAUCUACCAGGAAUCAAAGAGAAGAUGAGGAUGAACAUCUGGCAGGUUGGAAUGAGUUAGAGAAGAAAUGAUCUACCAAGCACGGGAAUCUUUUCUCUUGUGAUACCAAGAACCAGGGAGAACUUGGAGGUUGGCAUUUUUCAAGAAUGAGAGAGAAGCUGGUAGACUUGACAUAUCAUGGAAUGUCUGUAAAGAAAUGGUGAAAUGAUGUGGCAGGAACCAGAGAGAAGCUGGUAGACUUGAUAUAUCAUAGAAGGUCUGUAAAGAAAUGGUGGGCAUGGGAGAAAAGCUGGUGCUCAUGAUCUAACAAGGGACAGAGAGAAGCUGGUGGCAACAAUCUACAAAGAGAUGGCGUGUAUGGUAUGUAUGACGUACGAGGAAUGAGACAGCACCAGCAGGAGCGAGAGAGAAGCUGGUAGACUUGAAAUAUCAUGGAAUGUCUGUAAAGAAAUGAUGAAAUGAUGGAGCAGGAACGAGAGAGACGUUAGUAGACUUGAUAUAUCAUGGAAUGUCUGCAAAGAAAUGGUCGGCAUGAUGUGGCAGGAACGAGAGAGAAGCUGGUAGACUUGAUAUAUCAUGGAAUGUCUGUAAAGAAAUGGUGGGCAUGAUGUGGCAGGAAUGAGAGAGAAGCUGGUGCUAAUGAUCUAACAAGGGACAGAGAGAAGCUGGUGGCAAAAAUCUACAAAGAGAUGGUGUGUAUGAUGUACAAGGAAUGAGACAGAAGCGUACGAAUGGGGCAUCUUAUAGUCAUGAAGCUGAGCAUCGUAUUGAGAUCAUGGAGAAGAUGGACCUUAGCAACUUUUAGAAAGAACCUGAUGUUCACCUUUCAGAAAUCAGGGAGAAGCUGGUGCUGAUUCUCUCUUCUCCAACUGUGUAUCGUGUACAAGGGAUGAGACAGAAGCUAGUGUGUAUCCUGUACAAGGGAUGAGAGAGAAGCUAGUGUGUAUCCUGUACAAGGGAUGAGAGAGAAGCU
Xenopus tropicalis (tropical clawed frog) is the source of this 2928-nucleotide messenger RNA. It is a transcript of the gene p4ha3, whose product is annotated as prolyl 4-hydroxylase subunit alpha 3. The coding region runs from base 177 to 1820 and encodes 547 amino acids. The transcript is spliced from 13 exons. NCBI's taxonomy places the organism in Eukaryota, Metazoa, Chordata, Amphibia, Anura, Pipidae. Gene Ontology annotation, molecular function: L-ascorbic acid binding; procollagen-proline 4-dioxygenase activity; iron ion binding. The record is from RefSeq and is a predicted model, not a curated record. Gene Ontology annotation, cellular component: endoplasmic reticulum lumen; endoplasmic reticulum.